Molecule: messenger RNA, 825 nt
Organism: Aspergillus ibericus CBS 121593
Lineage: Eukaryota; Fungi; Ascomycota; Eurotiomycetes; Eurotiales; Aspergillaceae
Product: putative TFIID and and SAGA complex TAF10 subunit
Exons: 2
Coding region: 1-825 (274 amino acids)
Biological process (GO): transcription initiation at RNA polymerase II promoter
Cellular component (GO): transcription factor TFIID complex; nucleus; SAGA complex
Molecular function (GO): promoter-specific chromatin binding; RNA polymerase II general transcription initiation factor activity
Source: RefSeq, a predicted model, not a curated record
AUGGCCGAAUCAUCGUCAUCGCAACCACCCCCUCCAGCUGCAGCGUCAGCUCCUUCAGCUUCGCAAGAGCCCUCCUCCACCACUCCCGGCCCAACCACUGCUUCCUCUUCCGCGACCGUGAUCCCCAAACAAGAACCAGACACCGCUGAUACCUCCCUGGAUGUACCGAUCGACCAGGACAUGGAUCUAAACGCCGGAAGCAACACCACCAUGACCAACGCCAACCCCUCGGAAGACGCCGCUGCGUCAGGCAAUGCCGUCCCCGCGCCGACCUCUGUGGAUGCUCUGGCAGCGGCCGCCGCGCCAUCGAAGAAAGAAACCAGCUUGCGGGAAUUCAUGGGCAAGAUGGACGAGUAUGCGCCUAUUAUCCCCGAUGCCGUCACAGCCCACUACCUCACUCUCGCCGGUCUCCCACCACCAGGCAACGGCCCCAAUCAAACCCCGCCACACCUCGCCCGUCUCCUCGCCCUAGCGACCCAGAAAUUCAUCGCCGAUAUCGCUGCCGAUUCGUACCAGUAUGCGCGCAUCCGCGCCUCCAACAGCUCCUCCGCCAGCAACCCCAUGGGCAGUCUGAAUGCCGCGUCGGGGCUGAACAUGCCCGCCGGUGCUGCAGGUGUGGGUUCUGCGGGCGCUGCGGCCGGCGUGGGAGGUGGCGAUGCAGGCAAGGGUAAAGCGGGCACGCAUCUGGGAAUUCAGCGACCGGGUUUCGGCGGCGGUGGCUCGGGCGGUUCGGGGCAGGGGCGGACGGUACUUACGAUGGAGGAUCUGGGAAUGGCCGUGUCGGAGUAUGGUGUCAGUGUCAAGAGAGGGGAGUUUUACCGGUGA